AGAACCCCAGGAGUUAAGGUCGGCCUUUCUCAUCAUCUGCAGCCAUGAAAUUCUCCCUUGUUGCCGCUCUUGUUGUUGUGCUGGCUGUUGCCCAUGGCACUGAGGCUGUGUCCCUGGUGAAGCGUGAAGUCCCCUCUGAGGUGGACAUGAUCACCAAGAUCAUCAAGGACAUGUCCGUCACCAUCACCAGCGCAACCAACGACAUGGUGGAGAAGGUGAAGGCUCUUGAGCUGACCAACCAGGCCCAGACUUACAUGGAGGGCAGCAGAGCCCAGGUCCAGCCACUGGUUGAGAAGGUCCAGGCUGAGGCCGAGAAGCUCCAGGAGCAGCUGAAGCCCUUCCUCACCAACAUUGAGGAUCAGUUCAAGCCUCUGACCGACAACAUCCAGACCCAGGUCAAGCCUCUGACCGACAACUUCCACUCCCAGGUCCAGACUCUGACCACCCAGAUGGAGAGGCUCUUCCAGCAGCUGUUGGACCAGGCCAAGGCCCUGCAGUAAAGCUCGUCGUUGGUUCAUCCCGCUGGCUCGGGCUCACUUUGGGUUUAGCCCCAGAAGUUGAAGGGAAAACAUUACUUUCUCUCUUCUUCUGGUGUUAGU
Molecule: messenger RNA, 599 nt
Organism: Myripristis murdjan (pinecone soldierfish)
Lineage: Eukaryota; Metazoa; Chordata; Actinopteri; Holocentriformes; Holocentridae
Product: type-4 ice-structuring protein LS-12-like
Exons: 4
Coding region: 45-500 (151 amino acids)
Biological process (GO): lipid transport; lipoprotein metabolic process
Cellular component (GO): extracellular region
Molecular function (GO): lipid binding
Source: RefSeq, a predicted model, not a curated record